Messenger RNA from Prionailurus viverrinus (fishing cat), 2724 nucleotides. It is a transcript of the gene NADSYN1, whose product is annotated as NAD synthetase 1. The transcript has 23 exons. Gene Ontology annotation, molecular function: ATP binding; NAD+ synthase (glutamine-hydrolyzing) activity; glutaminase activity. Gene Ontology annotation, cellular component: cytoplasm. Bases 118 to 2577 code for a protein of 819 amino acids. Gene Ontology annotation, biological process: NAD+ biosynthetic process. Lineage: Eukaryota; Metazoa; Chordata; Mammalia; Carnivora; Felidae. The record is from RefSeq and is a predicted model, not a curated record.
GCUCCGCCUUCCAGAGCCUGCUAGUCCCGGCCGGACCCGCGCGGCGCCCGGAAGUGCCCGGGACUCGGCCGCCGGGAUGGGUCGGAAAGUGACCGUGGCCACCUGCGCGCUCAACCAAUGGGCCCUGGACUUCGAGGGCAAUUUGCAGAGGAUUUUAAAGAGUGCAGUUGGGCGCUGCUGUCUCCAAGCAGAGGUUGCUGGUGCCGCCAUAGGCUGUGCUCCUUGGAGGCCUGCCUCCUCCCUGCACCCGGUCUUCCGCAUCCCCUUGUUAAUAAACUACCAGGGACUGACUACUUCCUCCUCCCCCUCCCCCAAGGGGCUAAGGAUCAGCAUUUUGCUUCCAAAGGGUGUAUCGAAAUUGCCAAACGCAAAGGAGCAACAUACAGGCUUGGACCAGAACUGGAAAUAUGCGGCUACGGGUGCUGGGAUCAUUUUUACGAGUCGGACACCCUCUUGCAUUCGCUCCAAGUCCUGGCUGCCCUUUUGGAGUCUCCAGUCACUCAGGAUAUCAUCUGUGACGUGGGAAUGCCCGUGAUGCACCGGAACGUCCGCUACAACUGCAGGGUGAUAUUUCUCAACAGGAGGAUCCUGCUCAUCAGGCCCAAAAUGGCCUUGGCAAACGAGGGCAACUAUCGGGAGCUACGCUGGUUUACCCCCUGGUCCAGGACUCGGCAAACAGAGGAGUAUUUUCUCCCCCGGAUGCUGCAGAGCCUGACAAAGCAGGAAACCGUGCCCUUCGGAGAUGCGGUGCUGGCCACCCGCGACACCUGCAUCGGGAGCGAGAUCUGUGAGGAGCUCUGGACGCCCCACAGCCCGCACGUGGACAUGGGCCUGGACGGCGUGGAGAUCUUCACCAACGCCUCGGGCAGCCACCACGUGCUGCGCAAAGCCCACGCCAGGGUGGAUCUGGUGACCAUGGCUACCACCAAGAACGGCGGGAUCUACUUGCUGGCCAAUCAGAAGGGCUGUGACGGGGACCGACUAUACUACGAUGGCUGUGCCCUGAUAGCGAUGAACGGCCACAUCUUGGCGCAGGGCUCCCAGUUCUCCCUGGACGACGUGGAAGUUCUCACCGCGACGCUGGAUUUGGAGGACGUCCGGAGCUACAGGGCGGAGAUUUCAUCUCGAAACCUGGCGGCCAGCAAGGUGAGCCCCUACCCCCGAGUGAAGGUGGACUUCGCCCUCUCGUCCCGCGAGGACCUGCUGGAGCCUCUGUCCGAGCCCCUCGAGUGGAAGUACCACAGUCCCGCCGAGGAGAUCAGCCUUGGACCCGCCUGCUGGCUCUGGGAUUUCUUAAGACGCAGCCAGCAGGCCGGCUUCUUCCUGCCCCUGAGUGGUGGCGUGGACAGCGCAGCCACCGCCUGCCUCGUCUACUCCAUGUGCCGCCAGGUCUGCGAGGCCGUGAAUAACGGAAAUCAGGAAGUGCUGGGCGACGUCCGGACCAUCGUGGACCAGCUCGACUACACGCCCCGGGACCCCCGAGAGCUCUGCGGGCGCGUGCUGACGACCUGCUACAUGGCCAGCGAGAACUCCUCCCGGGAGACGCGUGACAGAGCCGCGGAGCUGGCCCAGCAGAUCGGCAGCCACCACAUCGGUCUCGACGUCGACCCCGCGGUCAAGGCCGUCGUGGGCAUCUUCAGCCUGGCGACGGGGAAGAGGCCCCUGUUCGCGGUUCACGGAGGAAGCCGCCGGGAAAACCUGGCGCUACAGAACGUGCAGGCUCGGAUACGGAUGGUCGUGGCCUAUCUGUUUGCUCAGCUGAGCCUCUGGGCCCGGGGCGCUCGCGGUGGACUGCUGGUGCUCGGAUCGGCCAACGUGGAUGAGAGGUGCGUGUGCCCGACUCCCGAGCACCCAGGUCUCCGAGGGGUGCCCUCCUCCCUUCUGGACUUUGAUGCCAAGAGAGAGACGAGGCCGGAGCCUUGCUGGGUGGGUCUGCUGGCCACCCCGGGCACCGCACCUCCGGACCCUCCCCGACUCCGAGCUGCUGACAGCUCCCGAGGCAGCGGGGGAGGCACACACCUCCUCGGCUACCUGACCAAGUACGACUGCUCCAGCGCGGACAUCAACCCCAUAGGCGGCAUCAGCAAGACGGACCUCAGGGUCUUCGUCCACUUCUGCCUCGAGCACUUCCAGCUCCCCGCCCUGGAGGGCAUCCUGGCAGCACCGGCCACUGCAGAGCUGGAGCCCUUGGCCGACGGACGGGUGUCCCAGACGGACGAGGAAGACAUGGGCAUGACGUACGCGGACCUGUCCGUCUACGGCAGACUCCGGAAGGUCGCCAAGACCGGGCCCUAUGGCAUGUUCUGCAAGCUCGUCAGCCUGUGGAAAGACGUGUGUUCCCCGCGGCAGGUGGCUGACAAGGUGAGGUGGUUUUUCUGCAAGUACUCCAUGAACAGGCACAAGAUGACCACGCUCACACCCGCGUACCACGCGGAAAGCUACAGCCCCGACGACAACAGGUUCGACCUGCGGCCGUUUCUCUACAACACCAGCUGGCCCUGGCAGUUCCGGUGCAUAGAGGCCCAGGUGCUGCGGCUCGAGAGCAGAGGCUGUCAGGACCUGGAUGGCGUGGACUGACACCCCCCCCCGCCCCGACGCUUCCACCUCGCCGCUGACGGUGCGCCCAGAACGGUGUGCCAGCGUCUCCCUCCACGCCUCGAGGGGGCGGGAUCUUGCUCUGGUUCCUUAAAAAAGACUCAAAUAAAGAGAGUGUGAUUUCUGGGA